AUGUCCGAUCUCAUUCGAGACGCUCCAAUUGGGCAACUUGUUCGAUAUGUGACAGGAAACAGAGUACUCCGGUACCCUGAAGAGAAACCCGACUUUGUCUGUCCGAGCUACUAUUCACACUCCGGCUUCGAGAAGGAGACCAGUCAGUUGUUCAAGGCUGUACCAUCACUCUCAUCUAGCAACAACUCUCUCAACGGCGAUGUUGAGAAGGAGCACCUCGAGCCUGACAGCGACCUCCAACUCACAAGGACAAAGACCGAUCGCAGCUGCCAUAAUUUGAGCAAGACCAACACUACCAGAUCGGCUUUGUCGCAUGUCGGUUCCCGAAUUGUUCUUGAACAAUCAAAGACCAGAGCAGAUCUCGAGCAGGCUUUCGCCCUCGCUUCGGAGCCAAGCCCCUGGCCUGAGCCAGUUGUCCCUGUUCGCACUGCAGACGGAGUCAUUCUUGUGGACUGGUACACUACAGACGACAAGGCAAAUCCUCAAAACUGGUCCAAAACGAAGAAAGGCAUGGUCACAGCCCUCAUCUGUAUCUAUACCACCGCAGUCUACACGGGUUCUGCCAUCUACACACCUUCUGCCGAAGGCGUCAUGGAAAGAUUCGGUGUCUCAGCAACAGCAGCUGCUCUCGGUAUCGCUCUCUUUGUUUUCGCCUAUGGUCUUGGACCCCUGAUCUUCUCACCUUUGUCGGAGAUACCCAAGAUCGGCAGGAACCCUCCUUAUAUCAUCACCUUCGCCAUAUUCACCAUUUUGUGCGUACCGACGGCUUUGGUGGAUAAAUUUGCAGGCUUGCUAGUGCUACGGUUUCUGCAAGGCUUCUUUGGGUCUCCGAUCCUUGCCACAGGCGGUGCCAGUCUGCAGGACAUGUUCUCGUUGAUCAAGUUACCUUAUAUCCUCUGUUGCUGGGCAGCAGCAGCCUGUAUCGGUCCUGCUCUAGGACCCAUCAUCUCUGGUUUCAGUGUCGCGGCAAUGAACUGGAGAUGGUCUCUGUGGGAGAUGCUCUGGCUCGCUGCACCUGUUUGGAUCACGCUCUUCUUGUGCCUUCCCGAGACCUACCCAGAGACCAUUCUGUUGCGUCGUGCUCAGCGACUCCGAACACUUACCGGAAACCAAAACCUGAAAGCCCAGUCCGAGAUCAACCAAGCUCAACGUAGCUUCAACGAUUUGGUGGUUGAAGCUUUGUGGCGCCCUAUUCAGCUGAUUGCACUUGAUCCAGCUAUCGCUUACGCUGACCUCUACAUCGCACUCUGCUAUGCAAUUUUCUACUCUUUCUUUGAAGUCUUCCCCCUUGUCUACAUCGAGCGCUACGGUUUCAACGUUGGCGAGAUGGGACUUGUCUUUCUCUCUAUCGCAGUGGGCGUCGUCAUUUCCAUCGCGGGAUAUUACGCUUACCUCUACUACAUUGUCGAGCCCGAGAUCCGAGCACACGGCAUGGGAACCCCCGAACGUCGCCUUAUCCCGGCUCUAUUCUCCAGCUUCCUCGUCCCUAUCGGUUUGUUCAUCUUUGCCUGGACUGGAGACGGACACAUCCAUUGGAUUGUCAGUUGCAUUGGCAUCGUCAUCAAUAUGAUUGGUGUGUUUAUUCUUUUCCAGUGUGUGUUUGUUUACUUGCCUAUGGUGUAUCCUGCAUAUGCUGGAAGUUUGUUUGCUGGAAACGACACUGCGAGAUCUACUUUGGCGGCUGCCGCUAUCCUGUUCUCUCGACCGAUGUUUUUGAAAUUGGGAGUUGGAGGCGGUGUGAGCUUGCUUGCUGGACUCACUACCUUGUGUAUUGGAGGCAUCUUCAUCUUGUUUUUUUAUGGAGAGAAGUUGAGAGCAAAGAGUCGGUUUGCUGCUAAGUGA
Aureobasidium vineae is the source of this 1842-nucleotide messenger RNA. The record is from the annotation of a GenBank genome assembly. NCBI's taxonomy places the organism in Eukaryota, Fungi, Ascomycota, Dothideomycetes, Dothideales, Saccotheciaceae.